AUGUCCAUCGAAGUUCCUCAAGAAGACCUGUGUUCUAUAGAAAGAUUGAAUCAUGACCAGUCUGCAGCUUUCAGGUGCAUUAUGAAUACAAUUGAUCGAAGAGAAAGUGGAGUGUUCUUCGUGGAUGGACCAGGAGGAGCAGGUAAGACAUUUCUUUACAGAGCUAUAAUUGCAGACUUAAGAAGUAAAGGGCAUAUUGUCUUGGUAACUGCGUCUUCAGGAAUAGCUGCAACUUUACUGCCUGGUGGUCGAACAGCUCAUUCUAGAUUUAAGAUUCCAAUCAAUGCAGAACCAUCCUCCACGUGCAAUACAAGUAAACAAUCUGAUCUUGCAAAACUGAUUAGGCAGACGACCGCGAUAAUUUGGGAUGAAGCGCCAAUGACUAAUAAAGAGACAAUGAAAUCACUGGACCGCACAUUACGAGAUAUCUUAGAAAACAAUAAUCCAUUUGGAGGGAAGGUGAUGGUUAUGGGAGGGGAUUUUCGCCAAGUACUACCUGUUGUGCCGAAAGGAAGUAAGUCGCAAAUGAUUUCAGCUUCUAUUGUUAAAUCACAUUUAUGGGCAUUCACCAAAAUUCUCCACCUGCGACAAAAUAUGCGAUCUCUUAAUGAUCGUGAUUUUGCGGAGUAUCUUAUGCGCAUAGGGGAUGGGAUUGAGCCUACCAUAUGUGAAGACUUGGUACAAAUAGAAGUAGGCAUGGCAAUACCAUGGGAAGGUGAGGCAUCAUUACACAAAUUAAUAGAAGAAACCUUUCCAAAUUUGCAAUCUCAUGGGUGGGAUGCAUCUUAUAUGGUGGAGAGAGCGAUAUUGACACCCAAGAAUCAUGAUGUGCAACAGCUUAAUGAUAUAGUCAUCAACCAAUUUCCGGGAGACGAACGAAUUUUAGCAUCCUUUGAUGAAGUAGAAGGAGAUACAAAUAAUCUGUAUCAACAAGAAUAUCUUAACUCGAUCUCUACAGGUGGAUUGCCACCUCAUAUGUUGAAGGUAAAAAAAAGUGCUCCUCUGAUGUUACUGAGAAACAUAGAUCCUAAGGCAGGCUUAUGCAAUGGCACAAGGCUACUGUGUCGAGGAACUUUUCAAAAUAUGUUAGACAAAAAGAGCUUUUCUGCCUCGGAUAAAACAUUUAUUAGAAAACAAUUUCCUGUAAGGUUGAGUUUUGCCUUAACGAUAAAUAAAUAA
Molecule: messenger RNA, 1179 nt
Organism: Arachis stenosperma
Lineage: Eukaryota; Viridiplantae; Streptophyta; Magnoliopsida; Fabales; Fabaceae
Exons: 2
Coding region: 1-1179 (392 amino acids)
Biological process (GO): telomere maintenance; DNA repair
Molecular function (GO): DNA helicase activity
Source: RefSeq, a predicted model, not a curated record